GGCAGUGUGCACAUCUAGAACUAAACAGGUUAAUUCAACUUUAGAGUUAAAACACAUUUUGUAUGUUCAACGUGUUAUUAUCUGUUUUCUGUUGAGACUCCUGGCCAUGUUUCAUGUAAUGAGGAAAAUGUACCUGUGGGGUACAUAAAAUGUGAUCAAAGGCGGAAAAUAUUUCAUAUAGUUGUUGUUGAGGAUAUAUUAUUAUCAGGUUUCAUGCCCACUGACAUUCCAUGUUAAAGGAAAAUAUUGUUUAUAUAUGAAAAAUGGCGGCAGUAGCAGACGACUUCUGGAAUAUUUACUCUAAAGAAUGGCAGGAAGCUAACCAAUCAUUGAGAAGCGAGAAACACGACGAAGAGAUUAUAUACCUUCUUAUGCAAAUUGUUAGGGGUGUUUAUGAUUUCUGUGUAAAUGAAACGAAAAAUUCACACCACAAAAAGACAACAGAGGAGCUGACUGAGUCAUACCUACAUCAUAAACUGCCACCAUCAUUGCACAGGGACCACGUGACAAAUCCAGUUAGGUCGUUCGUACAUCGUUGUGUAGGAUGUUUGCAUCAAAUGUGCUUAUUGAAACAUUCCCCUCUAUAUAUUUACUGGAUCCCCAAGGGAGAGGUCAUUGAUAAACAGAAGUUUGACAUAAAAGGUGACAAAGAUGAACAUGUAUGUGACUGGACAGUGUGGCCUGCAGUUAUACAUACAGAUGGAACUGUAUUGAAGAAAGGGGUGGUCAUUCCUGUUUGACAAUAUUAUAAUAUUUUCAGAAUGUUCGGUUUUAUAGAUAUUUCAAAAGAGUUUAUGUUAUGUACAAUUCACUUCAGUUUUAUAAUGUUUUGUUUCCUGGUUGUAAAGUAAUAUCUUUAUUAGAAACUUUGAUUAUUAUAUUAAAUUACCCUGUUAACAUGGUUAAUUUGACAAAAUAAUGAAAAGGAUGUUUAUUACUUAGUAACGAGACGUUAAGUUUGGUGAGAUAUUUCUGACUCUUCAUGACUAAAUGCUGCUUCGAAUUGAUAAUGAAAAUGUGACCCUAGUUCUAAUAAUAUGCGCGGUUACCGUACGUGAAUACAUGUAUAUAUAUUUCUUAUAAUGGUUAUUCAUUGUUGCUAGCGUAUAAGUAAAAUAAUUCAUUUUAAAGAAGAACAUGAACAUUUUAUAUGACAAACGAGAAAUAAUUCCGUUAGAUUAGUAAUAUCCUGAUAGUUUAAUAGGAUAUUAAACUGAAGCAAUUGAUGUCUUGGAAAUGUCCUAUUGAUUGUACAUGCAUUUUUAAACCCCCGCCAUAAGUGGUGGGGGUUAUAGAAAUGGUCUCCGUCCGUCCGUAACACUUUGUGUCCGCUUUGUAUCUCCUAAACCCCUUGAAGGAUAUUCAUGAAACUUGGGUCGAAUAAUCACCUCAUCAAGACGAUGUGCAGAACUCAUGUGUCAGCCAUAGUGGCUCAAGGUCAAGGUCACAACUCAAGGUCAAAAUUAAUGUUUGAGCCUUCCAUUUUGUGUCCACUCUGUAUCUCCUAAACCCCUUUAAGGAUUUUCAAAAUCAUUGAUGAUGUCAUACAUGUACUAUAAAAUAUACUUAACAACCUCAAUGCUUCCACCCAAUGCCAUCAACACUUUCACUAUUCAUAACAAUGGCGGGGGAUAUAGCUGUCUUUCAGACUUCCUUGUUCAGUUUGCUUUACGACAAAACUUAUACUUUCACUGCUGUUUUACUAGACUGUACAUUGUUUCAUUAUUUGUAGAUAAAAGUCAAUGUUUUUGACACAAAUGUUUGAAUUCCUAGAUAUUAUAGCCUUAUAUUAUGUUUAGACGUACGGUAUGUUUGUUUUAACUAAUUCUUUACUAAAUCUUUUAAUCUUAAAUAGACAUGGAAUGGCGGCAGUAUGAAAAAAAUAUCACCCGUCCUGACGGUUACAUUUACAUUAUAAAACUGACGACCUUCUUGACAAAUAUGUCAGCAUGAAAGUACAUUGCAUUGUUAAGUUUGUUUACUUUAUAGCAAUUUGUUUCAGAAGGGGUUCAUUUUGAAAUGAAAGUUUUUUUUAACUAGACGGAGAGUAUCUUAGUAUCUUAAUCUAGAUUAGGUUAUUCAAUUUGUGUUACACUUCAUUUUCAUGGCUGCUCACUUUUUGUACAUAUUACAUAUAUUAAGUGUAAGUCUUAUACAAUCGGUACAUAUUCUUGCUGCUAUAUAAUACAGCCAUGUACAUGUUGCAUAAUAUUAUUUUACAAGUAUAACAAGCUCAAACCAAUAA
Molecule: messenger RNA, 2245 nt
Organism: Mercenaria mercenaria
Lineage: Eukaryota; Metazoa; Mollusca; Bivalvia; Venerida; Veneridae
Exons: 4
Coding region: 264-740 (158 amino acids)
Source: RefSeq, a predicted model, not a curated record